Molecule: messenger RNA, 1266 nt
Organism: Patella vulgata (common limpet)
Lineage: Eukaryota; Metazoa; Mollusca; Gastropoda; Patellidae
Product: rRNA methyltransferase 1, mitochondrial
Exons: 9
Coding region: 187-1158 (323 amino acids)
Biological process (GO): rRNA methylation
Cellular component (GO): mitochondrion
Molecular function (GO): RNA methyltransferase activity; RNA binding
Source: RefSeq, a predicted model, not a curated record
AUGAAUUCCCCCUGAAAGAUGGCAGCGCCCACAGUAAACAUUUGGCACAGAAUAAUUAGUUCACGGUACUGAAAAAAGUAUGGUAGACUAAAAUCAACAUUCAUUGUCAACAAUAAUUUAUUUCUGACGGAAAUUCAUUAACUAGUUAAAUAACAUGAACUUGUAGUGACGCUUGCACUUGCAGAUAUGACUUUUGUAAAUAAGUGUUUUUGUGGCCUGAGAGGGGAAUAUUUCUGCAAAACGUCCAGAAAAUUCAUCUCGAAUCCACCAUAUAACCAUGGACUAACGGGGUGUGGAAAGAAAGGGAGAAAACAAUAUUUUGUCCCAGACAACUUAAAACCGAAAGCAGAAGUUUUAUUUGGUAUAAACCCUGUUUUGUUGGCACUAAAAAAUGGUCGUAGAGAAAAAUUUCAUCGUUUAUAUAUCAAACAGGAAGCAUGGGAUAUUGAUAACGAUAAUGAGGGAGUUCAAAUAAUUAAAGAAAUAGCAACAGAAAGAAAUAUUUUAAUAAGUUAUGUCAAAGCAGGUGUAUUAGCUGCUCUAUCUGGACAAAGACCAAAUCAGGGAGUCUGUUUAGAUGCAGGUAAAUUUCCAGUUUCUAGAUUUUCUGGUGAUGAGAAACAGAUCAGAGAUAGCUUAAGUAAUGACAGAACAAAUUUAAGUCCUUAUCCUAUCUGGCUGUUGUUGUAUGAAAUUCAGGAUCCUAUGAAUGUCGGUGCAAUUCUACGAACAGCUCAUUUCAUGGGUGUAGAUAAAGUAAUUCUUACAACAGAAAAGAGUUGUAAAAUGAAUUCUGUUGUGAGUAAAGCAAGUGCAGGUGCUAUGGAAGUAAUGACUUUAAAUAAUUUAUCUCAAGGUCGAAAGAGUUAUCUAUCUUUUAUUCAGCUAUGGAAAUCUUGUGGUGGAUCUGUUAUAGGAACAACUUCUAGUCAACAUCCUAAAUCUGAAUCAGUUACAGAGUACAGUUUUAAUACACCCAUACUUCUGAUCAUGGGUAAUGAAGGUUAUGGUGUAGAACAAGAAAUACUGGAUACUUGUGACACAUUAUUUACCAUCACUCCAGGCACACAAGAAGCAAAUAUAGUCAGUUCCUUAAACGUUUCAGUUACUACAGGAAUAUUACUGCAUUCACUACUGAACAAGAAGAUCAAAUCCUGACAGUAAAUUCAUUUAUUAAGUUAUAAAGAGAUAUUCCCUAAAUACACCCUUUCUUUAUACAAAAACAUUUAUACAUGACAUCUGUUAUUAAUACUGCUGUUUUAAAUA